GCACAUCCCCCAGAUAGACCUCCACGUUACACACUACCCAAAUCAAUACAUUCCCCACUCCAUUCGAACAUCAAUCUCGCUCCAUCCCACCACCGACCUCACCAUGGCAGGCCCCAUCCGCGUAGCCGCCUGCCACGCCUCCCCCAUCUUCCUCUCCGCAUCCCAAACCACGCAAAAAGCCCUCUCGCUCAUAAAAACCGCCUCCCGCAACUCUGCCAACCUAAUCAUCUUCCCCGAAACCUACAUCCCGGCCUUCCCCCUAUGGAGCUCCAUCCGCGCUCCAACCCAAAACCACGCGCUAUUCCGGCGCAUGGCCGAGCAAUCCAUCCUCGCCGACGGCCCGGAAAUCCAGGCUCUGCAGUCCGCCGCCCAGCAGACGAAAACCUACAUCAGCGUCGGGAUUUCGGAGCGCGUGCGGUAUAGUUCUGGCACGCUGUUUAAUUCGAAUGUGACGAUUGGCCCGGACGGGCGCGUGCUGAACCACCACCGCAAGCUGAUGCCCACGUUCUUCGAGAAACUGACGUGGGCGCCGGGCGAUGGGCACGGGCUGCGGGUUGUCGAGACGCCGUGGGGGAAUGUCGGGGGCUUGAUUUGUGGGGAGAAUACGAAUCCAUUAGCAAGGUAUAGUCUCAUGGCGCAGGGCGAGAGGUUGCAUGUUUCGACGUGGCCGGCGGCGUGGCCGACGCGUGUUGCGGAUGAGGCAGUGGAGGCGGGCGGGCAGGGGAAGGACUAUGACAAUGUGGCGGCAAAUCGGAUUCGGGCUGCGGCGCAUUGCUUUGAGGCGAAGGCGUUUGGGGUGCUGUGUAGCGGGCAUCUUGAUGAGGGGGCUAUUGAGACGAUUGCAAAUGGUGCGGAAGAUGCUGAGCAUAUUAGACGUGUGCUUGGGACAGCGCAGCGGGGGGCUACGAUGUAUCUGGAUCCUACUGGUGCGCUCAUUCCUGGGUUCACUGUUGAUGGCUCGACAGGGGAGAAGAAACAGGUUGACUUUCUGCAGAAAGAGGAGGACAUAUUGUACGCUGAUCUCAACCUGGCGGAUUGUGUGGAGGGGAAACAGUACCAUGACGUUGUUGGCGGGUAUCAGAGACAUGAUAUCUUCAAGCUGACGGUUAAUCGCGAGAGGCAGGUGCCAAUACGAUUUCUUGAUCCGCCCCAGCCUGUCGAAAGAGACAGCCAGGACGAUCAGACUCAGGGUUGAAGAAGCAAUGAAGCAACACUCUUAUACUAGAAUCGUGACGUUGCUGUCAGUGACAUUCGAUCCCCGGCUCCAUCGCCAAUUCAUUAUGAGCGAAGAAGCGUUCGAAAUAUCUCAGUCAAGAUAUUGUUUGCAUCAAUUCCGCAUUUCUAAAUCGCGGACCAAGCGUUAUCCACUGGAACCAGCACGCCAUUGAUACUCUUCGCCUCAUCCGAUGCCAGGAACGCAAUCGC
Boeremia exigua is the source of this 1425-nucleotide messenger RNA. Its product is annotated as nitrilase. Bases 104 to 1195 code for a protein of 363 amino acids. The transcript has a single exon. The record is from RefSeq and is a predicted model, not a curated record. Gene Ontology annotation, molecular function: catalytic activity. NCBI's taxonomy places the organism in Eukaryota, Fungi, Ascomycota, Dothideomycetes, Pleosporales, Didymellaceae.